AUGUGCCGACUGGUCAUUUUCAGCGGCACUUGCACCACGUGCGACGAAGAUCAAGUAUGGGAGGAUCUCACACAAGAGCUGUCAUGUCUUGAGGCGAAAAACAACGGAUUCUUUGGCGAUUGCUCCAAAGGGGUUUUCCACGAGCAACACCACUUCGACCAGGAGUGCGACCAAUGCAGCGAGGAGGACGAAGGAAUCGGCGACGUCGAAGAGGCGGAGGCAGAGCAAGGCCUUGUAUCUCAUGGGAAGCGGGGAGCUUCGGAAGAGAGGUCAACGAGUUCGCGAAAGAAGGCCAAAACUUGA
This is a messenger RNA of Trichoderma aggressivum f. europaeum, 303 nucleotides long. RefSeq lists its product as uncharacterized. NCBI's taxonomy places the organism in Eukaryota, Fungi, Ascomycota, Sordariomycetes, Hypocreales, Hypocreaceae. The transcript has a single exon. The record is from RefSeq and is a predicted model, not a curated record. The coding region runs from base 1 to 303 and encodes 100 amino acids.